Messenger RNA from Rhagoletis pomonella (apple maggot), 930 nucleotides. RefSeq names its product RWD domain-containing protein 1. The record is from RefSeq and is a predicted model, not a curated record. Gene Ontology annotation, molecular function: protein binding. The coding region runs from base 109 to 852 and encodes 247 amino acids. The transcript is spliced from 2 exons. Lineage: Eukaryota; Metazoa; Arthropoda; Insecta; Diptera; Tephritidae. Gene Ontology annotation, biological process: cytoplasmic translation.
ACUAACCUUAAAAUAAACAGCUGCAACGUCAAUGCACUUAUUUCCAAUUUUGUUUGUAAAAUAACUUGUCCGCUUCAUUCAGUAGAGUACUCCUUAAAAUUAGCAAAAAUGAGCAGAAAUCAUAAGGAAGAUCAAUCAAAUGAAAUUGAAGCGCUGGAGUCUAUAUAUUACAGUGAAAUGGAAGUGCUAGAGACGGAUCCUUUUCACAAAUUCAGCAUCACCAUUGGCACAGAGCAGUAUAACGCUGAAGAAGAAUCGAGUGGAAUGGCUUGCAAAUUGGUAUUUACAUAUACGCCCUCUUACCCGGAUCAGGCGCCCGAUGUGUCUAUAGAAGACCCAGUAAAUAUGGAAGAACUUUACGAAACGAAAUUAUUGGAGCACCUAAAAAAUAUUAUUGAUGAAAAUAUUGGAAUGGAAAUGAUAUUUUCACUAGUGAGUAGCGCGCAAGAGUGGUUGAAUGAACGUUGGGACGAUUACAAAUUGCAUGAGGAAGAGGAACGCGCUCGCAAACUUUAUGAAUCGGAAGAGGCUGAGCGAAAGAAAUUCGAAGGUACACGCGUUACUGUCGAGUCAUUCCUCAAAUGGAGGACAGAGUUUGAGGAAAGCACAGGUAUAGCAGCGAAACGGGAAAAGAACAGUGACAGCAAAAAAUUGACCGGCAGGGAAUUGUUCAUGCGUGACACUACACUCAACGAGUCCGAUAUUAAAUUCUUGCUUGAAGCUGGCGAAUCAAUUGAAAAUGUCAAAAUCGACGAAACCCUGUUUCAGGAUAUCGGCGAUUUGGAGUUGGGUGACGAUGACGAUGACGACUCAGAUGAUGAAGACUGGGUGCCCGGCGCCGAUGAUGAUUAAAUAUAAUUGUUAAAGGUACCUUAUGGUCAUAUUCCGAAGGAAAUAAAAUAAAAUUUAAUACAUUGGCUUACUCAUCUA